UUCUUCACGUUUAUUAUGGUCAGCUGGAGAAGAUGCAUUCUGUCACUGUGUUGCAGGCUGAAGAGACUCACGAGUCGCAUCACAGAGUUGAACCUUAGCUGCAAUGCUCUGUCUGUACUUCCUUUUGAGCUGGGAUUGAGUGAAAACCUGCUGUACCUUGACUUACAGAAGAAUUCACUUGAAGACUUACCUCAGUCAUUUGAAAGUCUUUCAAGGCUAAGAGAACUAGUAAUAUCCUUUAACAAAUUUUCUGAAAUCCCUGACUGCGUGUACAAAUUAACAAGCCUUGAAAAUCUGAUUGCCUGUGACAAUCGUUUGACCGCGAUAGACGUAUCGGGAUUGUCGCAGCUGCGCAGGCUGGCCACCUUGCAUCUGGCCAAUAACGAUAUCAGUCAUGUGCCUCCAGAGCUGGGCAACAUGACACAGCUAAAGUGCCUGGAGCUGACUGGAAAUAGUUUCAGACAGCCUCGUCACGCGAUUUUAACCAAAGGCACCCCCGGCGUCUUGUCUUACCUGCGUGACCGAAUACCACAUAAUCAGCACUGAGUUACUGGAUUGGGAGCAUUUGUAAAUUAAUGUUGUGUUUCUACAGCACAAGAUUAGUUUCUGCAAAUAUAUCUUUUACUUUAGAAAUAUGGAUGAUGGUGGAAUACGUAAACCUUGGCAGCAGUGUAAAUAUUUUUAAAAGUUGUUUAUUCUGGCUAGAUGUGAGAGUGAAGAGGGUCUUACUCAUUGACUGAACAUAUAAAUUUGAUCUCCACAAAACUUUAAUAAUACGUUUAAGAUUUAUUGUGGACGAAAGGUUUUUUGAUAAAGCGAUAAUCUUGUUUCAAGGACUCUGUUGAUAUUGUCUGCUACUUUUAAAAUCUACUAGUAAAGUGAAGUAGAAACUGAAUGACAUGUGUUUGAGUGUAGUAUUAUUUAUCUUUUACUAUUGUUGAGUGUCUGAUAAUCAAGAAAGUACCAAUUUUGUGAUAAUAAUUAAUAACUUGAACAGAA
This is a messenger RNA of Zootermopsis nevadensis, 999 nucleotides long. NCBI's taxonomy places the organism in Eukaryota, Metazoa, Arthropoda, Insecta, Blattodea, Termopsidae. The record is from RefSeq and is a predicted model, not a curated record.